This is a messenger RNA of Pundamilia nyererei, 3424 nucleotides long. RefSeq names its product outer dense fiber protein 2-like. Gene Ontology annotation, cellular component: ciliary basal body; centrosome. NCBI's taxonomy places the organism in Eukaryota, Metazoa, Chordata, Actinopteri, Cichliformes, Cichlidae. The coding region runs from base 82 to 2676 and encodes 864 amino acids. The transcript has 19 exons. The record is from RefSeq and is a predicted model, not a curated record. Gene Ontology annotation, biological process: regulation of apoptotic process; negative regulation of cilium assembly.
CUCACAUCUAACCAAUCGAGUGAGACUUUCCAAGAGGCGACUCCCCAGAGUGGAGGAGCGUUAUUUACAAGAGUAAGAGGCAUGUCUCCAGAGGAUGACCUUCGAAGUCCCCCCCUUGGUUUCAGCGGUACCAGGGAGGAUUUCACUCUGAGUCGUGGCGACCUAGACAACAGUCAUGAGCCUGUUGGUAGGACCAGGGCACACAGCAGUCUCCAUACAGGAACCCCAGAGUGUGAGAUCAGCUGUCUCAGAGAUUUUGGCAAUAAAAAGAAUCCUUUCCUGAAAAUGCUAAUGGAUGCAGAAGCAGCUGCCAAUUCUGCAGCAAUCCAGCUAGUGUCGUUUAAAGACGCCAUGGACGAUGAGUAUGCUGAUUCAAGACAGUCUGCCAAAGAUAAACGCCGAAUUGCAAGACAGCGUGGGCUUCUGCUGGAAAAGCUAGAGGCCUUUAGACGAAUUAAUAAGUCAGUGCGACAGAAACUGAAACAGCUCCAAGAGGCAGAGGCAAAUCGAAUUGAUGCAGACCAGCAGAUUGACACGCUCCUGAAGAAGAUCAUGCAGGCUGAGAGUGAAAAUGAGAAUUUAAAGAAAGAUUUGAGUGAGAGUGAACAGAAGGUCAGGGAGCUGAUAGAUCUGUGGAGAAAAGAGCAGGAGAACGUAAAGAGUGCAGUUCACAUGACCAAGUCAGCAGAGGCAACACGUGCUCACCUACAGGGACAGCUACGCAACAAGGAAGCUGAAAACAAUCGCCUUACUGUACAAUUACGGGCUCUGGAGAGACUCAUAACCGAGCAGAAGCUGGAGAUUGAUGAUCUGAAGGGGUCUAUCACCUCUCUGUCUGCGAAAGCAGCACAGGACAAAGAAUCUCUGAAGAAAGCCACCCGAGCUCAGAAACUGAGAGCGGAGAGAUUUGAAGCUGCUAUUGAGAAAUGCUACGCACAGCUGAGGGAAAAGGAUGCUCAGCUGGCCAAAGCCCAUUCAGAGAGAGACUCAAGGAGAGGACAGAAGGAGCAGACGACAGAUGAGAAAGACAAACUCGUUGCUCAUAUAGACUUAUUGAAAAGCCAAACUGCAGACUUGACAAUGAGAGUGCAGAAGGAGAAGGACGAGCUAACUGCAGCAAAUGAAACUCUGAUGCAAAGGCUCGAAAAACUCAGCUCAGACAACGGAGAACUCGGCAUAAAUAAUGCAACACUCAAGGAAUCUGUAGCUCAGCUGGAGCAGCAGCUCGCUGAGUACGAGUCUGCCCUCGUAGAGGAGAAGAUCGUCUCACAGGAGAAGAAGCACCAAGCUGAACAGUGCCGUUAUCAGGUUGCACAACUUCAAGCUGAGCUCCAUGAUCUAAAGAUAAAAUAUACAAAUCUUUUAAGAGAAACAGAGAAGACACAAGAUGGAAAAGAGGCAGAAGUUGAGAAGGUGAGGCAGGAGCUGCAGGGGCGCGUGGAGGAACUGAACGCUUACCCCGAGUUACUGAAUGCAGCUGAGCAGAGUCUCUUUGAGUGCCAGGAAAACCUGCAGCGCUUGGAGAGGAAGUGCUCAGAAAAGUCAGAGUCCAUUAGGCAACUGCAGGUUAAGAUGGAGAGUCAAAGCAAACUGCUGAGAUCAUCUGCAGAGAUGAGGGAGUCCAUUCAUGAGGCCAACUUACAAUUACAAGAAAAACUGAUUUCUAUCCAAAAAGAGACAGACAAACUGCAGCAAGAGAACCUGGAGCUGGUACGGAGGCUCGCAGCUCAGGAGGAAGCUCUCAGCUACAGCAACCGGCAGCUGGAUCAGCGCUCAUCAGAGUGUCAGGCCGUCAGCCGACAGCUGGAGGCAGCUUUAGCGGACGUCAGACAACAGGUCACUAAGGUGAAAGAAGAGGCUGUUUCCAGGGAAGAGGCUCUUCAAACCAAAAUCCUGGAGCUGGGAGCCGAGAAGAGCAGAAGGGAAAGCGAGCUGAGGCUUCUUCGCCAGAGCAAGCUCAACGCAGAGAAGCAGUAUGAGGUGCUGACCAGAUUGCGGCACUACCUCUGCGAUAAAAUCAGAGCAGAUCGCCACCUGGACUACCUGCGCUCUCGCAGGAUCCUGACACGAGAUGAUGCAGAAGAGAUCAGCUGCAGGACUACACAGACCAAGAGGACGGCCGUGCUGCUGGACAUACUGGCUGAGAACCCCCGCGGCCUGGAUGCCUUGAUCGAGUCGAUCCGGGAGAUGCGCUCGCAAAAUUUUAUCAUCACAAAAAUCACAGACGAGGUGCAGAAGGCCAAAAAUGAGAAGAUCGAGUCCCUCAGAGCGGCAGGAGCUUCCAGUUCCUCAUCUGACUCCACUUUCAGCACUCCAACCUCAACCAGCGACCUCCCAUCAACAUUUUCAAACAACUCCACCUUGCUCUUUCACCCGGACAGCGAGAAAAGCCCUUCCAACUCAGAUGUGGGCACCUCACUCGAUCUGCUGUCUUCGCAAAAAGCUGGAGACUCCUCCGUGGCUUGCGCCAGCAUCGCCACGCCUUCCACGACAUCAUCCAGCCUCCCGAAGCCCGGAGACCCCGGGGCGCCUCCUCUGCCGGACGAGGUAAUGGUCGAGUCCCCCUCCAGCAUAGAUGCUGGAGCGCCGGGGUGCACUAGCAGUGGAGGCGAUCCAAACUUCCAGCCCCUCCGGUCGCGCUCCCUCACGCCAACUUCAACUAGGAGCAUCUUUUAGGAGCAUAUCUCAAUAAGACAGUUCUCAACCGGUUAAAAAGCCAACCACAACACUCACUCUCUCUUUUUCAGUGAUAUUCGUGCCUUCGAUGAGGCAGUUGGUGAGAAAUUGCUGCACAUGGGCAUAUACUGUAUACUACCACUAUAUUAGCUAACUUUUAGAAUGAAAAUGGGGGCAUUUUCUCAUCAGCUAGGCUAACUUUUAAAGAUUGUUUUUUUGUUUUUCAAAUGGUGCCAAUUUGUUACCAAACCAAACCCUAGGGUAUGGAGAUUGCCUAGUUUAAAAUGGAAAAUAUGACUAAAAUGAGACAACGGUGCCAUCAAAGAAGAAAGAGGAAAUCUGCGCGUGCAUCAGAUGCAUUUCUAACGCGGUUAGAUUUCCAGCGCGAUGUGUCAGGAGUGAAGAAAAUGUGACUCACCCUCUCUAACCUCUCCUACUCCCCUUCUGUGACAGGAGGUGUGAUUUUUCUGAUGAGCUGUAAAGGCCGAAUGCAGUUUCUAUGUUGUAUACACUUGAACGACUACUUGAGCAUAUAUAUAUAUAUAUAUAUAUCCAUGUAUAAAGAGCCAGUCUUGGAGCAGAACUCCAGCUCAUGUUUUUCUGUUGUUUGUUUUCAUGUGUGUGCAUUAAGUCAUCAAGAAUUUGCUUCAUGUUUUUGUCACUACAAUAGUCUUGAAUUAGUAAACAUAGUUUCAGUGACAUCCUAUUUCUUUCUUUAUUCACUGGUCAUGUAAUAAUAAAACUAAAG